This is a messenger RNA of Xenia sp. Carnegie-2017, 1599 nucleotides long. RefSeq names its product choline kinase alpha-like. The coding region runs from base 220 to 1401 and encodes 393 amino acids. The transcript is spliced from 10 exons. Gene Ontology annotation, molecular function: ethanolamine kinase activity; choline kinase activity. The record is from RefSeq and is a predicted model, not a curated record. Gene Ontology annotation, biological process: phosphatidylethanolamine biosynthetic process; CDP-choline pathway. Gene Ontology annotation, cellular component: cytoplasm. NCBI's taxonomy places the organism in Eukaryota, Metazoa, Cnidaria, Anthozoa, Malacalcyonacea, Xeniidae.
UAUUACAUGGCUAAAGCUUUGUUUACGUUGAAUCAUGUCAUUUGUUGCAUGUACUUUGUGCAAAGUUCUUGCAAUUUUACACCUCAUUUUACCGAACGACCUCAUGAUCGACCUUCAACGAUCGUAGAAUCAGUGAUUGUUGUCAUUUCCUGAGUAAAUUCGACACAUUUCUCAAGCCAUCGCUAAAAUGACUGCGUUGUUGCUUGGCUGGUUUCGACCAUGCUUGGCUACAAAGCUCUGCGUAGUUUGAAAAAUUAUUUUCUUACUGGAAAAAUGGUUGACGCUAAGAUCAAAGAUUUCGGCUAUAAUUUAUGUCGAAAAUAUCUCGGUGGGGAAUGGAAGAAAAUCAGUCCACAACAUUUUGAAAUUGAACGAAUUCAUGGUGGAUUAACGAAUCAUUUGUUUCUGUGCUCUCUGCCACAUGAAUAUGCAAAUUCAAAUCCUGAUGGUGUGAACAAAGCACUGCUUCGGCUAUAUGGUGCAUUCUAUGCAGAUUUGUCUGACAACAAUGUUCGCAUGAUGGAAGAAUGCAUCAUUUGCGGCCUUUUAGCUGAAAAAAAGAUGGCCCCAGAGUUGUAUGGUAUAUUUCCUGAAGGAAGACUUGAACAGUUUAUUCCUAAUGUUCGAGCAUUGACUAGUCGGGAAGUCCAGUAUCCUCGUUUAUCACAACAAAUAGCUGAGCAUGUAGCUGCGUUUCAUAAGCUAAAACUUCCUCUCUCGAAGGAAGGCACUUGGUUUUUGGAUUCACUUCAAAUAUUUGUGAUGGAAAUUAAAGGUCUUAAAUUUUCCAAUGUUGAUAAAUUAAAGAUCUUGGAUGAAAUUUUUCAUAAAUUUGACAUUGAUGAAAUUCUCAAAUUUAUCAGGCACGUGGUUGAAAACAGCCAAUCACCAGUUUUCUUCUGCCAUAAUGACGUACAACCAGGAAACUUGUUGGUGAAAGCAAAUGAAGAUCUCGAUGAGGCAAAAAUUCGUGUGAUUGAUUUCGAAUAUUCGUGUUAUAACUACAGAGGAUACGAUAUUGGUAAUCAUUUCAGUGAAUGGAUAUUUGAUUAUAAUCAUCCACAUUAUCCCUUUUUUACCGGAGACGUCACCAAAUAUCCCUCUUAUGAUCAAAAGGUAUUUUUUGUCCGUGCGUAUUUACAAGCUUACAAUGAAACGACUGACGUCACGUUAGACGAGAUUGAAAAAGUUAUCGACGAAGCUGAUAGAUUGUCUCUUCUUUCUCAUUUCUUUUGGGCAAUGUUUUCAAUUCUUCAAAGUUAUAAAUCCUCGAUCAAUUUUGGUUAUCUCGAAUACGCCCUUUUUCGAAUGGAAUGCUUAAAUCAUUUCAGGCAUUUUUCCGAGGAGAAACCUGGAGACAAGUUGCGUCAUGAUAAUGGUAAAAUCCAUUGUGAUGUUUAGGGUGAACUUUGAGCCCGUCACAAGUUGCUGAUGAUCGAGAAAUUCAUUUUUUGGUGAUUAGAAAGAUUAUCAUUCAGAUGUAGCAUGUAUGUAAAUUAUGAAUAACGGGGUUUCUUUUUGAUUUUCUAAUGGGCUUAAAUGUAAGGUGUGUAUGAGUGCGUUCACUUGUGUGAAUUUUUACUCAAAUUUUCAAAUGAA